AUGGCCCCAGCUUCGGUUGCCGCUCUCUUUGAGCCCCUCCAACUCGGACCACUCACCCUUCGCAAUCGUGUCUUCAUGUCCGCCUUGACACGAAACCGUUCGGUGCCGACCAACAUUCCCAACGCAGUGAAUUUGGAAUAUUACCAACAACGAGCAAAAAGCGCUGGUCUGAUCAUCACGGAGGGUGUAUUGAUUACCCCUCAAGGAUCGGAAUGGCCACAUGCCCCUGGUAUUUGGAGUAAAGAGCAAAUCGCUGGAUGGAAGAAGAUUACUGACGCGGUCCAUCAAGAAGGAAGUGUUAUUUACGCUCAGUUGUGGCAUCUCGGACGAACCAGCCACCCCGACGCUCCAGAACAAAAGGCCACGGGCCUUCCGGUGUAUGCGCCGUCAGCGAUUUCAGCUCGAGGAGGAAAGUUCAGGUUUAUCCCUGGUGAACCAGGAUACGUCACACCAACCGCGAUCGACGACCCCACGAUCCUUCUCGAUCUGUUCGAGACGGCAGCCGUUAACGCUAAGGACGCUGGAUUUGACGGUGUGGAAUUGCACGGCGCCAAUGGCUAUCUCAUCCACCAAUUCCUCGACUCCACCUCCAACACGCGCACAGACUCUUGGGGAGGCUCCGCCGUCAACCGAUCCAAAUUCGGUUUACUUGCUCUUGAGAGAGUGAUAAAGGUAUUCGGAAAGGAUCGUGUAGGGAUCAAAUUGAGCCCAGCAGGAGGGUAUAAUGAUAUGGGGAUGCCACUCGAAGAAACCAUCGCGACGUUCACCCACUUCAUUACCGAAGCAGACAAAUUAGGCAUCGCUUACAUCGAUCUUAUGCGAUACUCAGAGAUGCUCGAUCCUGUCAUUGAUGGCGAGAAGCGCGCAACGAAACAUGACAUCGUAGCAACAUAUUCUCCUCUCUUCAAACACACCAAGAUCUUUUCUAACGCAGGCUGGACUGGUGAAGAAGCUGCUGCUGCUGUCAAAGACGGUAAAGUCGAAGGCGUCUUUUUUGGAAUGGGAUGGAUUAACCACCCUGAUUUCGCUGCUCGUCUCGAACACGGCAAACCUUUGGAUAAUCCCAUUGAUUUUACCACCUUGUAUGGCACGUACCAUGGGAGUGAGGAAGAGCAGAGGAAGGGAUAUGUGGAUUAUCCGGCUGCGGUGUAUAAAAUCUAG
This is a messenger RNA of Lentinula edodes (shiitake mushroom), 1161 nucleotides long. RefSeq names its product flavoprotein NADH-dependent oxidoreductase. Lineage: Eukaryota; Fungi; Basidiomycota; Agaricomycetes; Agaricales; Omphalotaceae. Gene Ontology annotation, molecular function: FMN binding; oxidoreductase activity. The record is from RefSeq and is a predicted model, not a curated record. The transcript is spliced from 9 exons. Bases 1 to 1161 code for a protein of 386 amino acids.